Messenger RNA from Lingula anatina, 1376 nucleotides. RefSeq lists its product as uncharacterized. Gene Ontology annotation, molecular function: pyrimidine nucleotide-sugar transmembrane transporter activity. Gene Ontology annotation, cellular component: Golgi membrane. NCBI's taxonomy places the organism in Eukaryota, Metazoa, Brachiopoda, Lingulata, Lingulida, Lingulidae. Gene Ontology annotation, biological process: pyrimidine nucleotide-sugar transmembrane transport. The record is from RefSeq and is a predicted model, not a curated record.
UUGAUAAUGCGAUGAUAAUAUUGUAGUUUUGCAAAAAUAUAACCGACUCGCUGACGGUGAAUAAUGCAUAGCCCUUAGCCACGCAUAGAUCUAACUAGUAAGUCAAGGAAAAGAGGAAAAUGACAAAAUGGUAGACCGACAGGAGAGAUGGAUAGCUCUGGAGCUACACACAGCAGACGACCCCUCUCAAUGGAGCGAGAAAAAGUUGGCAGUGGCAGUGCAAUCUUAUACUGUGGGGCUUUUCUUCUCUCAGCCGUGGGGAAGUUGUAUACGUUGUACGCAAUGAAGUAUUACAAUAACAACAUUUACCCACUACCAGCGACUACACUAGUGGCAUGGGCGGAAGUAUUGAAAUUAAUCACCAUGGUGACGAUAAUGCUUCUCCAGGGAAAUCUUUUCCAGACCCGCUUUUCGGUAUAUUUUGCCCUACCGGCCGUUUUAUACGGUUCUACAAAUAACAUCAACGUGUAUGCACUGCACUACACCUCGCCCCCAGUAUGGGCAGUUUUAAUACAAAUGCGGUUGAUCUUUGCGGCACUAACGUACAGGUGGAUUUUUAAACGUAGCAUCACAAAGAUACAGUGGCUGGCCCUGGUCUUACUGAUUGGCGGGAUAGUUGUUACAAAAAGCACAGGAGACACACUGAAAGGAAACUAUAUUCACCCGGCGGCCAUUGCCUUGGCAGCGAUUAAAUCUUUACUCUGUGUGGCGGCAGCCAUAUUGACAGAGUUCCUUUUCAAAAAUGACCAUCGAAGUUUUAUUGAACAGCAAAUGCAGUUGUACUUCUUUGGUGCAGUCGUGACUUCAUGUUUUAGCGCAGUGGAACUGAGGACCUCAUCCACCUCGUGGCCGCUGUUUCAUGCAAGUACCCAUGGAACAGCUGUUGUUUUCCUCCUAGUUCUGUACUUGUUGUUCUCUGUAAUCACAGGCUGUGUCGUUGCUAUAGUUAUAAAGAAGUUGGACAACAUAGUUAAAUUAUACGUCGGGGUGCUCUCUAUCUUGAUCACGACAUUCAUUUCCUCGGUUUUCUUUUCUGGCGUUUUUAAAAUAAGCGCCCAGUUUGUUGUUGGGUUUCUUCUGGUUUGUGAGGCUAUUUUCCUGUACGAGAAACCGAGUUUGUGACAAAGGGGCCAUGUGAAAUUUAAGAUAUUUGUGGAAAUCAAAAAUGGUAAUUGGAAGCAGACAGCGUUGAACCCCUAGUGGGGAGUACCCCCCUUAUUCAAAACUAUGCUGAAUUUACCUGCCGUUCUGAAACAAAAGGUACGUAACACUGAAACCAGAGAAAUAGAAAUUCCAACCUGACAUUCUGGUGGCGUUUGCAGUUUCUGUGCAAAAUGUCGGCCAAUAGCAUAGCUGGAAUGUAAAUGUAACAUUUU